AUGUUUCAGCUUCUCAUCCUAGUGUUCUGUUUUCUGAGUGAAGUUCAGGGGAUAUGUUAUUUCCCAGCUGUGUACCAAGGAGUUUUUGAAAGUCAAACUGUUGGAGGAAACUCAGAUGUAUCAUAUUCAUCAAUAUCAGUUCUAUAUGAUAGUAUUCCUGUCUGGGGUUACUGUUAUAGAAGAGUAGGAUCUAAUGUUAUAUUAAAAGAGGAUUCUGGAGGAAUAACAUGUUAUCGAUGUUUUCAUCUUUCUCUCAGAUCAUCUAAUAUUCUACAGAUACACACCAAGGGUUUAAACAAAUGUUUUACAACUGAAGAUGCAGCUUUAUCAACCUGUGUAUCACAAGAUGAGAUGAUGCAUCAGGAUGUAUCAGAGAUUAUGAUGUAUAGAACUAAAGGAUUUCUAGGAGAACCUGCUGUUAGUCCGACCUACUGUCCGUUUAAUGGAGAAUAUACGUUUACAUAUUCAGUAAAUGAUGGUACAGAGAAUACAUUAGAGUGUCCUACACCUAUAUCAGAGAUAUCAGAUUGUCCCUUCGGGUUCGGGUUCAAUCUUCAGUUUAAACAGUGUUCCUUUGGUGCUCUAGAGAUCUCCUUCCACUGUCUUGGAGAUUGGGAGGGACGGGACGGAGAGAGAUUUGUUGCUCUCAUGGAUACAGGAGCAUCACUUACUCAGGGUAGACCUAGAUAUAGGUGUGCAAUAUAUAAGGAGGAUAAGAUAACUGGCAAGGUUAAGAUGGCUCUAUCCUCAGAUUCAACUUGUGUUUCAAAUCUUGAUUCAUCAGAGAGAGGAUAUGAGACUAUGGUUCUACAUCCCAAGGAAUCUCCGUCCUGGCCGGAGUUAGAUUCAUCCUGUAUAUUUCCAGACUGGAUUCAAGGUUCCUGGGAGCAUGUAGAUUUCCAAGGAGAUACCAUGGUCUACAAGGAUCAUAGAAACUUUAAAACCUACACUGGAAAAUGUAUUCCUCAUAGUUCAGGAGACCCGGAGAGAUUUCUUGUUUAUACCAGAACCCAGUGUGGAGAUGAAGUUUACAAGUGUAUAUGGAUAAAGGAACGUGGAUUUGUUAUUAUCAUAGACAAACCAAUCCUAGGUUCAACUGGAAUCUCUCAACCUCGACAGAUGAACCAGUGGACCUGGAGCAGGGUUCAGGUUCACCAGGGUUGA
This is a messenger RNA of Eurytemora carolleeae, 1164 nucleotides long. RefSeq lists its product as uncharacterized. The coding region runs from base 1 to 1164 and encodes 387 amino acids. The record is from RefSeq and is a predicted model, not a curated record. Lineage: Eukaryota; Metazoa; Arthropoda; Copepoda; Calanoida; Temoridae. The transcript has a single exon.